AUGACAUGUACAAUUCUUUUGACAAUCUUUCAUACUCAAACAAUCAUCGGUGAUGUGUAUGGUAGUCACUUUCAAUCGAAACGAUGUAUAGUCUUAGGAAAUCUUCUAAUUGUUGCUAGUUCAAAUAUUUACAUGGCUUCGGUUUCUAAGGCGCUCUAUCGGUUGUCUCGUGUAAUUCACCAACAGUGUCGAUGCUUUCAACGUACGCGAUUUUAUAUAAUAACACCAUUAGUUCAGAUUAGUCUAUCGCUUGUACUACUUUGUCCACUUUUCUUUUGGAAGGCGGUGGUUUAUCUCCCCCGCGAACAUUAUUGCUUUGUUUCCCAGGCGAAUUUUCGGGGUAUUCUAUGGGCGAUAUUUAGUAUUUAUAUUAUUCCAAUCGUUUGUAUACUAGCAAUCUACAUUCGUAUUACGAUGUAUAUCUAUAGAGAACGGAAGACUCAAACAAAAAUUAUUCGACGUCGACAGAGCCGUGAUGUUGUAGUCAUUCAACGGAUACUUAUUACAGUUGGUUUGCUAACACUAGCUGGUGCUCCUGUAGUGUUUUUCCUAAUACGAUCGUUGAUUACCGGAAAUAUCCAUCCAUUAACAUCACGCGUCACAUGGUUGAUAGCAGGUGUGUGUCUGACAGGAUUAAGCGUAACAUUAACCUUUUCCAUACCCCAAUUAAAAAGUAUUGUUUUGAAAAAUUCUACACCAAGUCAGACUAUUUCGAUGUCAACCGAGAUGACGACAAAUGGGAUUCAAAUGAGGCUCAGCACCAACAAAAAAUAA
Messenger RNA from Adineta ricciae, 774 nucleotides. The record is from the annotation of a GenBank genome assembly. NCBI's taxonomy places the organism in Eukaryota, Metazoa, Rotifera, Eurotatoria, Adinetida, Adinetidae.